Molecule: messenger RNA, 1071 nt
Organism: Nycticebus coucang (slow loris)
Lineage: Eukaryota; Metazoa; Chordata; Mammalia; Primates; Lorisidae
Gene: SUN3
Product: Sad1 and UNC84 domain containing 3
Exons: 10
Coding region: 1-1071 (356 amino acids)
Biological process (GO): nuclear envelope organization
Cellular component (GO): nuclear envelope; meiotic nuclear membrane microtubule tethering complex
Molecular function (GO): protein-membrane adaptor activity
Source: RefSeq, a predicted model, not a curated record
AUGAGUGGAAGAACAAAGACAAGAAGGGCUGCCAGGUUUUUCAGAGGCUGCUCUGACGAAGCCAGCUGUAGCUCGAGUGUGAAUAUUUUGCAAUCAGAGCCUGAAAACCCUGACACAAACAGGUUAACUCGACCAUGGAAGAUUAUCCUAUGUGUGAUUCUUGGAUUGACUUUCCUUUUCAUAGGACUUCGAAGUCUUCAGUGGCUUAAAGAAAUAGAGUUUCCUCAAAAAUCCAGACAAGUAUAUUCUGUAAUUGGAGAAUUUGCUUCAAGGCUUUAUAAUUACCAGGCCAGACUUCGUAUGCCUAAAGAACAACUGGAACUUUUAAAGAAGGAAAGCCAGACUUUGGAAAACAAUUUUCGUGAAAUUCUAUUUUUAAUUGAGCAAAUAGAUGUUCUGAAGGCAUUGCUCCGAGAUAUCAAGGAUGGUGUGUACAAUCAGAGCUGGGGCGCCCACGGAGACCCUCCCGGGUCUCAGAACGCCACGGAGGAAAUGUCUAACUUGGUCAAUUAUGUACUUAAAAAGUUGAGAGAGGACCAAGUCCAGAUGGCUGAUUAUGCCCUGAAGUCGGCUGGAGCUUCCAUCAUUGAAGCCGGGACUUCAGAAAGUUACAAAAAUAAUAAAGCAAAAUUGUACUGGCAUGGGAUAGGUUUCCUAAAUUAUGAAAUGCCUCCAGAUAUUAUUCUUCAGCCGGAUGUCUACCCUGGAAAGUGCUGGGCCUUUCCAGGUUCUCAGGGUCAUACCCUUAUCAAGCUUGCCAGGAAGAUUAUACCAACUUCUGUUACCAUGGAGCACAUCUCAGAAAAGGUGUCUCCCUCAGGAAACAUCUCCAGUGCACCCAAGCAAUUUUCUGUCUAUGGUAUCUUGAAAAAGUGUGAAGGAGAUGAAAUUUUCUUAGGUCAAUUUGUAUAUAACAAAACGGGAACCACUGUCCAAACAUUUAAACUCCAGCAUGCAGUUUCUGAAUCUUUAUUGUGUGUGAAACUUAAAAUUCUCAGCAACUGGGGACACUCAGAAUAUACUUGUUUAUAUCGAUUCAGGGUCCAUGGCACCCCAAGUGUCCACACCUAG